UGCGAAUCGAGUGACGUCCUAAGCUUCUUUUCCCCCUCCUGCGAUUCUCCGCGGCACCAUGUCUUCCGCCACGACUGCAUCAGAAAAGCCUCUCUCCUUCAUGGAGAAGCUUAACCCGCUUAUCUCCGUCUACCGGCCGUCAGAAGUUUCGACUUCCAACACAAACACAACUCGUCAGCUACGACUCAUCAUCAUCGCUAGUUGGACUGGUGCCAAAGAUGCCCACAUCGCGAAAUAUGUGGUCAAAUAUCAGUCCAUGUAUCCCGCGGCUCAGAUCCUCUUACUUAAGAGUACCAUGAGUUGCAUGUUUCAACCAUCUCAGAUUAGCCCUGCCAUGAAAGAUGCUACCCCUAUUAUCCGUGCCGCUAUGCAGCCAGUGGUAUCAUCAUCAUCGUCUUCGCCACCUCUCCUCAUCCACAUGUUGUCCAACGGUGGCUCCUCGAGUCUAGCAAACCUAUACGAGCAGUAUUCUGCCACAGCAGGACCAAAUGGGAACGACAAGCGCCUCCCCCCACACGUUACCAUCUAUGAUUCGUGCCCCGGCCUCUUCCGCCUUCCACGUGUUGUUGCCUUCACCAGCGUCGGCCUUUCCUCUCUCCAGCAACUCAUCGCCGCGCCGUUCAUGUACGCCUUGGCCGCUGUGUGGAGUGUGGCAAUCACCCUAUCCAUUUUCCCCAACUCACUAGGCGACUGGUACAAGUCACACAACAACGACGCGGCCAACGCGGCUGAGGUACGACGGGUUUACAUAUAUAGUCGCACUGACGCGUUGAUUGAUCUUCAAGACGUCGAGGCGCACGCUGCUGAGGCCGAGACCAAGGGGUUCUCCGUCGCAUUGGAGAAGUACGAGGGUUCCGCGCACGUCGCGCACCUGCGGAAGGAUGAAAGCCGUUACUGGGAGAUCGUCAGGAGGACGGUCGAAGGAUAAGAUCUGGCGCUGAAGUGUUGCUUGGAAGGUUGUCCAAAGAUGAGACAGUUAUGGGAGAUGGGUGGUCACAACAUAUGCCAGUUUGUCGUACAGGUCCCAGUGAGCUGUGUCAGAGAAAGGUAUGCACUAGGCUGUGCUUCAAUCGUUCUUGUUUCGACUGGUGUCUCGACCACAAUAUCCCUCACUGUGGGAAAGGGAUGGUGAGGUAUCAGUAACGGCGACCCCCAUUGGAAAGAAUGCUUAGGGGUAACUGGUUGAACAGACAGAGG
Molecule: messenger RNA, 1197 nt
Organism: Diaporthe batatas
Lineage: Eukaryota; Fungi; Ascomycota; Sordariomycetes; Diaporthales; Diaporthaceae
Exons: 1
Coding region: 59-928 (289 amino acids)
Source: RefSeq, a predicted model, not a curated record